Cryptotermes secundus is the source of this 5685-nucleotide messenger RNA. RefSeq names its product Krueppel-like factor luna. Gene Ontology annotation, molecular function: RNA polymerase II cis-regulatory region sequence-specific DNA binding; DNA-binding transcription factor activity, RNA polymerase II-specific. NCBI's taxonomy places the organism in Eukaryota, Metazoa, Arthropoda, Insecta, Blattodea, Kalotermitidae. Gene Ontology annotation, biological process: regulation of transcription by RNA polymerase II. The transcript is spliced from 3 exons. The record is from RefSeq and is a predicted model, not a curated record. The coding region runs from base 219 to 1370 and encodes 383 amino acids.
GUGAGCAUGAGAAAGUAGAAGUUGUGUUAUAAUCAAGUAUUUUGCUGAUAAAUGUGUCUACUACAAGUUUGUUACGAAUUACCAGGUUAUAUUUAGUGUGGUUUAUAGCACUAAGCAAACUUCUGAAAUGACUGAAAAUGCAAAUUGAAGUUAAUACGGUAUAAACUUGAAGAGGGACGACAACUUUACCUGUUGGCACGUGUUGCUUGUUCCCGGCCAUGGAAACGGCAGGAAUGACGUCACAGACCUGCUACGAGAUGGAACGCUAUCUGAAGGACGAGCCGAAGCUACAGUCGUACAAGAAGUUGCCCAAUGACCUGAAUACACCGUGGAACCUGUUCACGGCGCCAGGUCCAGCUGCUGCCAUGGCAGUAGCAGCGGCCGCAUCCUGGGCCAAGGUAGAUCCACUGACCCUGGACGAGCUGAACUUGAGCGAGAGGCACCUGGACACCUUGAGCAUGAGUUCCGCCAGCUCUGCGUGCAGCGGCGUGUCGUGGGACAGUUCCUUGAGCUGUGCCGUGCUCGUCAAGAAGGAACCCGUUGAAGACGAUGAGGAGGAUGAGGAGGAAGACUGCUACGAGGAUACUAUUAGCAGUAACAGUGGCAGCCGGAGGUAUCAAGGUACUGCUAGCGGUACUGGCAGUAACAAUAGUGGCAAACCAGUGGAGUUAAGACUCUUAGCUAGGACAUCUUCAUCGGCACAAUCUAUUCUUCCAACUCUGACACCCCCAUCUAGCCCAGAGUCAGGUCAGGGCCACAGUAACAGUAGCAGCUCUUCAAGCAGUGGCAGUGUUGCUAGCAGCGCGGGCGAUGUGUCAGUAGGUCAGGGACUGUUGCGAGUCGCCAACGGGGCCCCUCGCAGUGCCAUAGUAAGGAUGACUGCCAGAAGCUCUCCCGGUGUGACUCGGCUUAUCUCGGUGACCCAAAAUCCGUUUACCCCCGCACCUCGCAACAACAGCAACAGCAGUAGCAGUCAGAUACAAGUGGGAUCUCCGCCGUCACCACCCGGCCCGAACCCAGCGGGUACUCCCAGCGGUGGGACGACAGCCACAAACACCGGGAACAACAGGCAUCACUCCAGGCACGAUCAUUCGCCUGAUUCCAAGAGGAGGAUACACAAAUGUCUGUUUCCGGGCUGCAAGAAGGUGUACACGAAAAGCUCGCACCUCAAGGCACACCAGAGGACACACACAGGUGAGAAGCCAUACAAGUGCUCAUGGGAAGGCUGCGAGUGGAGGUUCGCAAGGUCGGACGAGUUAACCCGUCACUACAGGAAACAUACUGGCGCUAAGCCCUUCAAAUGCCGCCAUUGCGACCGAUGUUUUUCUCGAUCGGAUCAUCUGGCACUCCACAUGAAGAGACACAAUUAAUGAAUACCCUUUUCACAUCCCAAAAUGCCAAAAAGAUAACACUUAUCAUCACUGCCAAGAAGAAAAUAUAUUUGAGACAUACCAGUUAAAAAAGAUUAGAACAAGUUUGACUGAUACACAGCCAAUAUCAAAUGGGGCCAGUUCGUUUUAGUAGUAUUUUCCACUUUUCGCUCUCCCAUUUACUACGUUACCUACUUACAUUGCUUUUAUGUACAUCAGGCUAAUGUCUUUAAAACAAGGACUUUGAUGUCAUGUUACCACUUUAGUAAAAACAAAUGUAAUUAAUCGAGAGUGCGUUUUAGAAAGAUGAGAAUAUCUUGUGGGGGGCAGCGUGUUUGGACAUGAAUGAUUUAGUAAUGUGUUUUGAAACUUGGUUGUCUGGAGAGGAGACAACAAACAGCAUUGUGAAUAAAUGGAGGGAGUUAACGCAGAAAUAUGGCGGUGGUGGUGAAAGACUUACCUUUUCUCUUCUUUUCAGUGUUUUUAAGGAAACAUCAAACAACAACAACAACAAAAAUGUAUAUUGUAAACAACAUGAAGAUACUUCUUGUUGUAAGCGGGUUACGUCCUCUUAUCAGUGAUGUUUUCCCCUUGUGAUGAGUACCUUCCCCAUGUCUGAACAAGUGAAAAUCGGUAUAAUUAAUAUUCCGAGUCUCCUGUGUGCGCUGAACUGAGUCAUGUAGGACACAUUUGACUUUUUUUCCUAUGUGCAAUGAAAAAAAAAAGAUCUUUUCUCCCGCUUCCAUUUGCUCUUUCCUCUACAUAUGUAUAUAUACAUAAAAUGCAAAAAAAAAAUAUAUUAAGAAAAAUUGCAAAAUGUUAAUCCAAAUGCAAAGUGAAGGCAGUAUUUUUCAAAAAGACUGGCUAUGUACAGUGAUUCUCACCUAAGAGAGACAAGACUUGAAGUUAAUGCGCCAGUGGACCCGAGUGAAUGUUGUGUGUGUACUGAUUGACUCCAAGUUCCUUUUGUUAAAAUGAUGUAAUUCUUAACAAAAUGUUAAGUGACAUAAAUGUGUUUAAUUACUUUAGAUCUUAUCACAUCAUUAAAUAUAUAAAUUCAAUGUGAUCCAGCUCAUUCUCACAGUUUUGUAAGUAACAGAUUUCGAAUUUUUUAACUGUAGAUUGUUUGUAACUGCAAGAAUGACUCAAAGGCCAUAAUUUUUUUGUAUUCCCUCAAUGUCAUUUUAAUUAAAGGGGACUUGAACUAUGAGGUACUCUAUUUCUUUUCAUUCCUUCAGCAUAAAACUUCGCUUUGAAUUGUUUAAGCGAAGAAAAAGAUGGACGAUAUGGGAAAGAAAUUAUAAAAUGCAAGAAAGCAACUUUUCUUUCCUUCUGUUAAUUUUUAUAACACAGCGAAAUAAUUAAUUUAUCAUGUAUAUAUUUAAAAAGUGUCCUUGACUAAAUAUUUUUUCCUCAAACGCAUGCAACGAUCACUUAACUAUGGUAAUAACUGUACAUCUUAUGUACAUAAUAAGAAUUUCUGUGGUUAAUUUUGAGAUCUUAGCAUUACUCUUGUUUGUGUCCUUAUUCUACAUACAUUCCUCUUGUACGCCCUUACUUUCGUAUCUAAACUCUGCUUGGAUGAAAACAAGGAGAGAAAGAAUUUAUUACCAAACAAAUAGAUUUUUUAGUGUUUGUACAGUGAGGCUUCAUGGAGCUACAAAAGAAAAUGAAAAAUUAUACGAUUAUUGUAUAUUUUGUGCAUCCUGUCGUACCGAAAAUUAUAUUUACAGUUUGUAAAUUGACAACAAAAAUAGAUGCUUUGAAUGUUUAAAAAAGUAAAGCGAGCUACCGAGAAGGGUAAAAAACCCACUGGAUUGACUUUGUUUUUUUGUAAUGUAUUAUUGUUAUGAUAAGCAGUCAUGUCAGCAUUGUGGGCAAGCUCUCAAAACAGUUCUUCCGAUUGUUAUGCUGUAAUACAAUUAAGGCAUAACGAUUAAAGUUGAAAAGAGAAACAACAUGUCAGAUAAAGGAAUGCGUGCUUUUUUUGUAAAAAAAAAAAAUAAGACAGUGAGAGAAUUUGGAGUGGGAUUGCAAAUAAGGGGCAUUCUCAUUUCUUGAUAUGCUCCUAUUCAAUGUUUAAAGAUUAUUUGUCUUACUGAAUUUCUGAAUCGCUGGAUUUCUUUUGUCAUUGCUUUUUCCUAGCUGUUGACGUAUACAGAUCAUUUUUUUGUUUCCAAAUUUUUUGGAGUGGGUUAUGAAACUCCAGAAUAUUAAAAAAUUCCAUACCUUCGUGUUCUUAUUAAAAUUUGUUUUUACUGUAUACUAGUUUGUGUGAAGAAAAAAAUAGACCUUGUUACUGCAGGCAGUUCUAAAUAUACAGAGAUUCUGUUCUGAAGAAUAGACUCGCAAUUCAAAUACGUAAUGGACCAUACAGUACACACUGAACAUCGAGUGAUCAAUGUCAUUAGCAAAUGCAGACUGCUUGGUGCCAUCUGCAGUCCUGCAAACUCUGAAUUAGUACACUACAGUAUAAAUUUAACAAAUUACAUAGGUCUGCUGGAUGCCUUUCUGGAAACUUACACAUUAUCUGAAUUGGGUUCUCUUCUGGGCUUGAAACUGAGUGCUGGAAAUGGUUCUGUGGUCUGGAUAAAAUGUCUUGAAUGAAUGUUACAGAAUCUGUUUAUUCACUAAAGGUAUGAAUGGGGCCUCAGUUUUAAAAACAUCAUCACUACUCUUGUUUCCUGCAUUCACAGGUUAAUUUAAAUAAAACUAUUAGAUACAAAUAUAUUUUUAAUAUAUUCAGUAGCAUUUCACUACACACUACAUGUUUUAUCAGAAUUACACCAACUUCAGAGGUUGUUUAAUUACGUAUAUAAUGUAUUAAAAGUAAGAAUGUUAUUAAAUUGGUUAAAUUGUAUAGACCAAAGUUCUGUCAGAUGGUUUUAUUAAUUUGACUUAUGAAUCAGUAGGCCCUAUUCUCCUUGUUAUAUUUUAGAACAACAGUAAACACCAUCCCUGUGCAUGUUGGAACACUUUCCUCAGGAAGGAAUGAUGAAAUCAGUAGUUGACUGUGAAAUUUCAGGUUCUCACAACAGUGAGUAUGAAGAACACUGUCUUUUGAAGAAGGUGACACCAGGUAUUCUGAUAGAUGUUUACAAACAUUUCAGAGGAAUAUGCUGCCUCCAUCUUCAGGAUAGAAGAGAGAUCCAUGUGUGGCAGUACUCUGUCUGAAGAAGGAAUUGGAGGCCUGUGAAAGAGUGCUGAUGGCUCUGAGUGAAACAGUUCUUGAUAGAUGCAUGAAGAGAGUAAGGAAACAGUGGCCCCGGAGGUCUUAGUUCAAGGCCAGAGUGAAUAUGAGAGUAGAUAUAUCUCUGAAAGAGCCUGGUAACAGAGUGGGGAAAUGAGAUCGGAGAAUACAUGGAACAAGAUUGGCGUAGAUUGGGGGAAGAUGAAAAUGACAGUAAUAAGAAGCUUCAAAAUGGCUCAGUUCACCAGGCCUAAGAAUUGUUUCAAAAACCCCCAUUGUGGCAGAUAAUACAGAUGAGCAGCACUUUCUCUGGAAUGUCCAUAAACUCAUACCAGAAUACUAGACAUGACACCUCAGAAGACAGUCUUCUUCAGUAAUUAUUUUCUGAUGCUCAACUUUUGCUGCACUUUCUACAGGCAGUGACAAUGAAUAUUUAUUUUUCAAUUUAUUUUACAGCGCUAUCAGUAUCUAGACAAUAUAGCGUUGAAUGGUAAGGUGAAUAAUGAAUUAUGAAGGUUGGAAAGUAAACUACCAUGGCCUAAUUAAGGUGCUAUUCCAUUAUUUGCCUGGAGUAACUGAGAUUCGAAACAAGUACUUACACCAUCCUGCACAGUGACAAACUGACAUGAAUUGGAAUUAUCAUAAGCAGUCAGUCUGGCAAGUUCCAUUAGAGUGCUCAGUGGUAUGUUAUUUCCUCCAAUAAAGGCGUUUAGUACAGAAUAUGGUACCUACAUUUUGCUCAAUCAAACAUUUGAUGGUAUAUGAUGGCUGUUAGAAAUUCCUGUGUGAAUGAAAACCAGAAUUAUUAGAUGAAAAUUAGUUUGCCCUUAGUUCACUCUAUUACCAGUGUAAUGUAGUGCAUUCAUAUGAAGAGUGAUAGAGAAAUUUUGAUUGGAGAAAUACAGACUGAUAUAAUGUCAGGGAGGAAAGGUAACACCAAUCAGCUUACUGUAUACUAUGGCCAUAAUUGUGUGGCUGAACAGGUGUGUUGGACAUGUAUGUGGCUCGAUGUUACUGCGUUUUUAAAUGUUCCUCUCUCAGCACGAACAGCCUGCAGUAGUAAUGAUCUUGUACUAUUGCUUGUAUUUCCCGCUCAGUGAAAAAUAAACGUAUGUUCCUGUUAAA